Molecule: messenger RNA, 1562 nt
Organism: Coregonus clupeaformis (lake whitefish)
Lineage: Eukaryota; Metazoa; Chordata; Actinopteri; Salmoniformes; Salmonidae
Product: V-type proton ATPase 16 kDa proteolipid subunit
Exons: 3
Coding region: 217-678 (153 amino acids)
Biological process (GO): proton transmembrane transport
Cellular component (GO): proton-transporting V-type ATPase, V0 domain
Molecular function (GO): proton-transporting ATPase activity, rotational mechanism
Source: RefSeq, a predicted model, not a curated record
CCAGUCACGUCAUAUUUUCUGCUUCACCAUUUUGUCCUCCUCCUACGCCGGGUAUUUAUCAGAAGAUUCGUGACUAGUCCAUUUACAUUGCUAGUUAGCUACAUACGUUUCUCCGUUCAGAGCUAAAGACCGUGGCAUUCGAUAGGUUUAGUCGGUAAGCCAUUAAGGGAAACAGCAAUAUCCGUUUUGUAAAUCGUUUUUUUUUACUGUGAGAGAAUGUCGUCCGAAAGCCCCGAAUACGCUCCGUUCUUCGCAGUGAUGGGUGCCUCUGCAGCUAUGGUUUUCAGCGCCUUGGGAGCAGCCUAUGGCACAGCUAAGAGUGGAACAGGGAUUGCUGCCAUGUCGGUGAUGAGGCCGGAGCUCAUCAUGAAGUCUAUCAUCCCCGUGGUCAUGGCGGGUAUCAUAGCCAUCUACGGCCUGGUAGUAGCGGUGCUCAUCGCUAACAACAUCUCCGAGAAGGUCACCCUCUACAAGAGUUUCCUCCACCUGGGUGCUGGGCUGAGUGUGGGCUUGAGCGGGCUGGCAGCUGGCUUUGCAAUUGGUAUCGUAGGUGACGCGGGCGUUAGGGGCACGGCCCAGCAGCCCCGGCUCUUCGUGGGCAUGAUCCUCAUCUUGAUCUUCGCAGAGGUCCUCGGGCUCUACGGUCUCAUCGUGGCCCUCAUCCUGUCCACUAAAUAAACCAUCAACCUCUCCACCAAAAUCUCUUUUAUGUUGCUGCUGGAGAAAAAAAAGAAGAGUAAAACUGGAUUUAAAAAAUUUAAACUUAUGACAAAAUAAGUAUAUGUGUGUGUGCCGAAUGUGGAAAAUAAUGAUAUAAUUAGAAAUGGCUCCAUAAAUAUGGUCUUAUCUCUACAAUGUGUACAGUCGUCCCGAUUUUGAUAGUCAAAUGCAAUGUAGUGAUUUGUCUGUCCUGUGUGUUGCAAAAUGUAUGAAGAUUCCCUUUCCCCCCACUGGUUUUACAGCCUCCAGGCUUGCCAGGUUUCUUGCUGGUUUCUGCCUCUGGUCUUAGAGAGCUGACCAAAGGGCCCCACUGCUUUUUCUCCUGCAUUGAUUUGGGAGUUUACAUGAUUUCUGCAUUUAAUGUCUGAGGCUCUAUUUGUAAAGAAAGAAAUAUGUAUGGACUUGGCUUUGUUUUGUGUUUUUUUGUUUUUUUUUCUAUCUUAUUUAUAAAUGUUUAAAUGGAGCAAAAAUCUUUAAUUCCCCAUGAUAUAUACAGACAUGCGUACAUAUAAAUAUAUCUAUAGAUAGAUUUAAUGCACUGUGGGUUAAUUGUGAUGUGGGUUGGAAUUCCUCUGGAUGUAUUACUUGGUUUAAAAUUAAGAUUGCCUUUAGUGUGUGGCUGGUGGAGUGGGAGUUUUGUGUGUAACUGUAUUUUAAUCAUAAUGAAAACAUUCUCGAAACACUUCAAUGUUUUCCUGUAGUACCGCUGUUUGAUUGCAUUAAAGGUGUGUGCCCAGUGUUGGGUCUCACAAGUGUAAUUUUCAAAACUUUAGCAGCUUCAUCCCGCUCAUCUGUAGAUUUUUCAUCACACAUCGCUUCCAUUAAACGUGCAUGGAGUUAUA